GACGGACACGGCGCGGGGCAGACGGACACGGCGCGGGGCUGCCCACAGUCCGGCCGACAGCGCACACCGCGGGGACGGGGACGAGCGGCCGCUCACACGGUGGGCAGUGAUGUGCGAGGAGGAGGCCGGAGUGUCCGGACUGCUGACCGGAUCCCCCAGGCGGCGGCUGCCCAGGGUCAGGGUGGGCAGGAACCCCAGCAGCCGCUCCGUGCAGUCCAGCUCCUCGGACACCACGGUGAAAUCCAGUGAGGGCACGGUGGUCCGGCAGCCAGCCAGGAACAAGAUCAAGCGGCACAACAGGGGUCUGGUGAUGGUAUUCAGGGGCCGCAGCGUGAAGGAUGAGCAGUCGGGAGAUGAGGGUGGGGGGGAGGCAGCCUCGGAUGAUCCAGCUGAACUCUCCACGCAGGUCACAGCCCCCGGUGUGCUCAAGAUCUUCGGUGGCGAAAUCUGUGAUGGGGCCAAUUACAAGAGCGUAUUAGCCACGCCACGAUCCAGCGCCCAUGAGCUGGUCAAGGAAGCGCUGGAGAGGUACUCGCUGGACAAGGGCCGGGCUGGGGAGUUUGUGCUGUGUGAUGUGAUCGGGAAGCUGGACGGUGAGCACCAGUGGAGGCCGGAGUGCCUGCGGGCGGUGGGGGACGGGGAGAAGCCCCUCACACUGCAGGCCCUGUGGAAACCCAAGGAAGGCUUCGCUCGGCGUUUCGAGCUGCGGUGCCGAGCGGCCAUGGAGGAGAUGGCGGCCAGAGAGAGAGACACCGUCACCGCAGGGAUUAACGCUCAGGCUCGGAAGAUGCAGGUGACGCGAUCGCGAGCAUCCUCGGCGCUGAUGGGUGAGGAGAUGGAGUGGGGGGCUGCGAUUUGGCGCACGCUCAGCGACUCCACUCUGGGCACUGAAACCCGUGAGCACAAGAGCCACAGUGUGGGGGUUCAGGAGGACAGAGAUCCCCCGUGUCUGGGGUUGGAGAAGGAGGAGACGGAGAGCAGCGAUGACAUUGCCACCCUGUACUCGGUCAGACCCCCAAUCGAGUUCCCCUACUUCCUGCUGCUCCAGGGCUACUGUGACAGGCAGGACUAUGUUAUCUAUACGAUGAGUGGAACAGUGCACAUCUUUGGACGCAACACGGAACAUUCCGGAGAGCGAGAAGAGCGGGUGAAGGUGGACAUGCUUCUGUCGGCCCCAGACAUCCUGCCCCGGCAUUGCCGUGUGCAGCGCUGCGAGGCCGGUGGAGGCCAGGAGCCCAGGAACGGAGUGACGCUGGUGUGGCCAGGGAAGGGAGCGCUGGUCACACACAAUGGCCGACCUCUCAGCAGGGAGACCGAGCUGCAGCCGGGAGACCUGCUGGGCCUCGGAGCCUGUUACCUGCUUAUGUACAAGGAUCCCACACGGCCCGGCUCCAGCCACAAACCCUCCUGGUUCCCGGGGUUGGCAGCAUGCCCGGACGCCGGGGGAGGCAGGUGCCGGGUGUGCGGUCUGGAGCUUCCGGAUCCCGGCACAGAACGGGCGAGGCUGCGGGGCAGGGAGGCCGUGCCCAGUCUCCACGCACCGGACGGUCGCCAGCUGCGGCUUUGUUACCAGCUGCCACAGGAGCCCCGGCUCCUCGGCAAGAUCCUCGACCUGGCCGGGUGGAGCAGCCACAGCACACUCGCCCCCGCCUUCCUCCUUUGUCUCGCCAUCCAGCACUCAGCCAGCACCUUCUCCCUCGCAGAUUUCCGGAAACUUCUGCUGAGUAUAGCGAGCCAUAUCCAGACCAUGAUGUGGGAUAAGACGCAGGAGCUAGCGGCGAGACAGGCAGAGAGUGAGCAGCGGGAUUGUCAGGAUUGUCUGGAGCCGAACAUCGCCGAGCUGAUUCCGGGGCUGCAGCCCCUCGUGUACUGGAUGUCAAACUCCGUGGAGCUGCUUCACUUCAUCCAACAGGAGGUUCCCAGGCUCCUCGGCUGGGAGCAGCAGCUGGAGGAGCUGGGCGGCCACAGCCCACAGCUGGUGAGCACUCGGGCAGCCAGUGAGGAGGCCAUGACUGUCCUGGAGGAGGUUAUCAUGUUCACCUUCCAGCAAUCCGUCUACUACCUGACCAAGACGCUGUACACAGUGCUCCCCGGUUUGCUGGACAGUAAUCCCUUUGCUGCGGGCUCCACACAGCUGACGGUGCCGGUGGGAGUUCAGAACGUGCUGGAGAUCUUGCAGGAGACGCUGAAGCUGCUGAGCCAGUAUCAGGUUCACUCAGACAUCGCCUCUCAGCUCCUCGCCUACCUCUUCUUCUUCUCCAACGCUUCCCUGUUCAACACUCUCAUGGAACGAGGCUCGGGUGGAGGAUUCUACCAAUGGACGAAAGGGGUGCAGAUUCGGGCAAACCUGGACCUGCUGCUGGACUGGAUUCAGGGCCUCGGGCUGGGGGAUCUGGCUGCUGAAUUCUUCCAGAAAUUGUCGACAGCCGUCAAUCUCCUGGCGACACCCAGAGAGAACCUUCUGCAGGCAAGCUGGAGGUCUCUGCGCAAUGACUUUGCCAGUCUGAACCCGGCCCAGCUGCACCACAUGAUCAGGGAAUACAACCCCGGCCGGCCCUGCCCCGCCAUGUGGCAACCGGGGCCUGAGGAGCAGGAGGCAGCCAUGAGGACAGCUGACAUCCUGGAGAGUUUUGACAAUCACCCGCCGCUGAUCCUGCCAACCAGCACAUUCCACUUUGCCCUGGACCAGCCCGUCGCUGAUGCCCAGAGGCUGCAGUCCCCCCUCAGGGAGAUUCAGGAGUUCCUGCAGGACACGACCUUGUGGGCAGCCCCAGAUGGGACCCCCAACGAGAAGCCGCUACAGGAAACCGUGUCAGUGUCGGUGCCGAGUGCCCACACCCAGUGCUUGGGGAGAGGAGUGCGACUGGGGGGCGGAGGGGGUCGUGCCCACAGGCAGGGGGGUCUGACGGACUGUGAGGCCGAGCUGGCACACAAGCUGAAGAACCUGGAGAUUGAGAGCAGGCUCCGUGGGCAGCAGGAACUGCCCCCCCGCAGGCUGCCCCUCGACCCCUCCUGCCUGCUAACCCCCCCCAACACCCCGCAGGGGCCUGAGCCCCCCGACUCCGAGCCGGAGCAUGGGGUGGGGGCCUGCAGGAGGCUGCUCAACGGGGAAAAUGACGAAGAACCCAAGUCUAGGGGUCCGAAAGGAUGUUGGGCUGCCCUGGAGGAAGAGGAGGUUUUCACGGUGGAGCUGGAACGGGCGCCUCGUGGCCUGGGCCUGGCGUUAGUGGAUGGGCUGAGAACCCCUCUGAGUGUGAGUGGCGUCUACAUCAGGUCUCUGGUGCCGGACUCGCCCGCGGCCGCCUGCAGCCGCCUCCCCGGGGACCGUAUCCUGGCCGUGAACGGGACCAGCCUGGUCGGCAUGGACUACCACAGCGGCCGAGACCUAAUCAGAAUGUCUGGGAACAAGCUGCGUCUGCUGGUCGCAAAGUCUGAAGUGCAAGUGGCCACAAAGGUGUUAGAGACGGGUUGCUAGAUGCAGUGGUUAAGAGCCCAGGAUUCUGUGUCAAAGCCCCAGAGACGCGUCACACAGACUACGAGUCCAGUUCUACAUUGGUUAUUUAAAUAAAGUUACUGUGCUUAGCCCGGGAUUGUGCACCAAAGGCCAAAGACGUGAGUGGGAGGUUGACUUAACGACACGGUGCUGGUGUUGAGCCCUGGCAGAAUGUAAGGGGGGUGUUUGUGCUGAGCGGACUCCUCCCCCCAGAGGUUUGGUGCCAUAGCAUUAGUGGACAUUGUGUGGGAUUGUUUGAAGCAGCACAAAUCCUGCUGUUACCUCAACUGUAGGGGUCGGGUGUGGGGGUUCCCGUCACUCACUCCCUACCAGUGAAUUGUCAAGUGAAGCCGCGCUGAAGAAGCAGUGUUAUUCUCUGUGACGGGAGCGAGCCGGACAGACUGUUUUGACGUUUGGUUUCCUGUUGCUUCUUAUUACAAAUGUUCAUCUCUGUUAUUGUUAAUGUUUACCUGGAGCAAGGGCUCAGCCUCUCUCCGCCAAGUCCCUGCUCACAAUAAAGUCUCAGCACUUGUUAGCCUCCA
This is a messenger RNA of Callorhinchus milii (elephant shark), 4035 nucleotides long. RefSeq names its product RA_Radil_like and Myo5p-like_CBD_Rasip1 domain-containing protein. The record is from RefSeq and is a predicted model, not a curated record. Gene Ontology annotation, molecular function: GTPase binding. Lineage: Eukaryota; Metazoa; Chordata; Chondrichthyes; Chimaeriformes; Callorhinchidae. Gene Ontology annotation, cellular component: microtubule. Gene Ontology annotation, biological process: substrate adhesion-dependent cell spreading; signal transduction; neural crest cell migration.